Molecule: messenger RNA, 1843 nt
Organism: Neopelma chrysocephalum (saffron-crested tyrant-manakin)
Lineage: Eukaryota; Metazoa; Chordata; Aves; Passeriformes; Pipridae
Product: spermatogenesis-associated protein 16-like
Exons: 12
Coding region: 87-1784 (565 amino acids)
Biological process (GO): spermatogenesis
Cellular component (GO): Golgi apparatus
Molecular function (GO): protein binding
Source: RefSeq, a predicted model, not a curated record
AGUGCAGGUUUGGGGCCAGCAGGCAGUUGGGCCUCCCCAACGGGCCCAGACGUGGCGUUUGACCCCAGCAACGGCCAGAACGGCUGAUGGGGACCCAGCAGGGGUCUCAGGGGCUUGGACUGAGCCAGUGGUUCCCUUCCCACAUGUUUCCUCAAGAGGGAUCUUCCUCAAGAGCCCCUGAGGCGUGGCAAGAGGCAGAGGAACACAAAGAACAACACAGGACUGGCACAGACAGAGGAAACUGUAAAACGAAAGGAGAAAGCCACGAAAACCUGACUGGGACAGAAGCGGAGCCACAAUCAGAGCCCGGGGCGGGGAUAUUCCCGAGCCCUCCGCCGCACAUCCCUCCGUGCAAACUCAGGGAAAUAGAAGCUGAGUUGAUCUGCGCCGAUGAGGCAGGCAGCGAGUUUGAGUUCGGCGAGCUGGCGUCGCCCGGAGCGAGCCCAGCAGCACAUCAGGCUCCUGCCGGAUCCGCCGGGGACAGCCCCUGGCACGGCGUGGACGCGCGGCUCCGGCUGCCCCUGCGGGAGGGCAGCGCUCGGUACCGGCAGCAGCAGUUCGCGGCGGCGGCCGCCAAGUUCUCCACGGCCCUGGAGCUUUGCAGUAGAGGCUUUGCCACAGAGGAUCCCUUGAAGUCCUCUCCAGAUGAUAUUUCCAGAGUUGCCAGUUUUAUUGAGGCAAAACUCGUCAUCUGUUACUUAAAACUGGGGCAGCCUGACAUUGCUCUGAGUCAUUCACACAGGAGCAUCAUUCAGAACCCCUCUCAUUUCCGCAAUCACCUCCUCCAGGCCGCUUGCUUUCGGUGCCUGCAGAGAUACUCAGAGGCUGCCAGGAGUGCCAUGAUUGCUGACUGUCUGUACGUCCUGGCAGGAGGCACAGACCUGGAGACGAGUGACCUCAUCCAGCUCUACUGGCAGGCUCUGAUUCAAGAAGCCCUCAGUGGAGAAGUAUCUUUUUCUGUUCUGUACACACCUUUUGACAAAGAGGACGAGGCUGACAAAAUAAAGGAGGCCAACAAAAGCUUUGCUGAAAAGCACCCUGAUUAUGUGCAGCACAUAUUCACAGAUCCUCAUGGAAUUCACCUGUUGCCAGAGAGAGCUGAGGCUCUGCCUGACCAAGAGUACUUGCUGACUUUGGGCUUCAGAGACAAAGAGAUUGGAAAAACUGUGGAAAAAUCUGUGAUUCGAAAGCUGCCAAUCUGCCCAGGUCAGAAAACAGCUUUCAGUCCCAGCACAGAGGAAGAAAGAGAAACAUUUUGGGAAAACACUGGGAAAAAGGUCAUGGCAGUCAUAGAUUUUAUAGGAAGCACCAAAAUAAAGGACAAGCGCAGCCCGUGCGCCCGCGCCAUGGAGCACUUCCAGCGCGCCAGCCUGCUGGGCAGCCUGCAGAGAGGGGAGCAACAGGCCCAGGGCAUGGCCCAGGUCAUGGCUGAGCUGGCCACCAUCCCCUACCUGCAGAGAGUCUCUCAGGAGGAUGACAAGCUGCUGCAGUCCCUGACAGCAGAUGCCAUGGACGUCCUGGCAGGAAGGACCAGAGAUCGGGUGUGGACUAAAAUCCAGAAGGUGGCAAGAAUAGAAGAGGAUUUGAGGGAAGGAGAAGAGGAUUUCUUAAGGGACCGGAGGGUGCAAACGCCUGGAAUGGAAAACAUGAACUGGACCCCAAUGGGACAGGAAUAUUUGGGACAGGAAUAUUUGAGACUGGAAAAUACAAAUAUGUUCAUUCCUGACCCACGCAGCUUGGCCACAGAGUCGAAAAAAAGAUGUACAGAUUUUGGAAAUAGUUGAUUUUGUACAUAUUUUGAUAUCUGUUCAAUAGAUAAUCUUAUUUUAAAUUAUAUUAACUU